UGUUUAGAUUUACCGUGAGAUUCUUGGAGAAUCUAAUUAUUUUAUGGUUCAAACCCAUUCCCGACUAUGGUGUAAUUAUCAUUUUAGUGACGCCAGAAAUAAAGUAGGGCCCUGGUCCCAAUGACUUACUAACUCUGUGCUGCUCUUGUCUGUGUAGGGUUAAACCAAAGAAAGUGAUUAAGAAGAAGAUCACUAAGAAAGUUGAAUCUGAAGAGGAAGAAGAGGAGGAGGAGGAAGAACCAGAACCUCCAAAGAAACCCUCUAAAAAGAAACUUCCUUUGAAAAAACCUUCCUCUAAACAGAAGCCGUCCAAAUCUGCUCCGGCAGAGGAGGAGGCUGAACCUGAAUCAGAGGAAGAAGAAACAGAGGAAGAGGAGCAAAUGGCAAUUAAGGUUAAACCAAAGAAAGUGAUUCCGAAGAAGAAAAUCACUAAGAAACCUGUAGAAGCAGAAGACGAGGAGGCUGAAGAUGAACCAGAACCUCCAACAACAUCUUCUAAGAAAAAGGUUCCUAUUAAGAAAGCUUCCGCUACAGCUCCAAAACAGAAGCCGAGUCGUCCUAAACCUCCUAUAGAGACUGAACCAGAAAAAGAAGAUGUGGAUGGAGAGGAGGUUCAGUCAGAGGAGAGCACGGCUCAGCAAGAUGCAACUAAAAAGAAAAUAGUCCCAAGAAAAAGAGUAUUGAAAAGAGGAAAAGGCAGAAUCCAGAAUAAGAGGUGAGAUAUCUACACAUCCAUAUUGGCACAAUUUGACCCAAAAUGUGUGUGGG
Molecule: messenger RNA, 768 nt
Organism: Xenopus tropicalis (tropical clawed frog)
Lineage: Eukaryota; Metazoa; Chordata; Amphibia; Anura; Pipidae
Product: nucleolin-like
Exons: 5
Coding region: 381-719 (112 amino acids)
Source: RefSeq, a predicted model, not a curated record